AUGGCAUCGCACUCCCCAUCCGUAUCUUCCCCCGCUUUCACCGAGACUGAGGCCAGCGUUUUGGCCCUCUAUGACCAGCUGCAACAGCUUCAGCUCGAGCUAGCGCUUCUUCAAUCACAGCAUAAUGUUGGUAGCCCGACCACUGGGCAUGAUUUGUCAGAGAACCAGACCCGAUUUCUGGAGGCAAAGGCCACUCUCGCGUUGUGCAAUAGCGUGGUAGAAAGCGUGGUGGCAGUUCAGCCAACCUUGAACGCGGUUCACCAGGCGAGACAGGCAUCAGCUGUUGAACGAGAUCUUCUACCAAUCAUCCAAGAACGGGACAUAGCUGCAACCAAAGCAGCAAACAUCUACUCGGAGUUGCAAACAGCAAGGGCCCGUUUGGCUGAACUCGAAGUUGGGAGUCUUAAAGCUAGCCAUUGGAACAGAGAGUUGGCCGCGGACGUCCUGCAGCUCGCGAGCGAAAAUCACAAGCAGGACUUCGAGAGCAUCCAAAACGGGCGUUUCGGAAGCGGCAUCGCUGAUUUGGAAAGCCAGGUCAAGUCCAGCCGACACAGAUGGCGAAUAAUCAAGGGGGCAACAAGCGCCAUUAUCGCUGGUAGCGGUAUCGACUGGGUCCGAGUUAAGCGCCUCAGAGAGUUGGUACUUGAUCCACUAGAUUAA
Messenger RNA from Thermothelomyces thermophilus ATCC 42464, 660 nucleotides. RefSeq lists its product as uncharacterized. The coding region runs from base 1 to 660 and encodes 219 amino acids. Lineage: Eukaryota; Fungi; Ascomycota; Sordariomycetes; Sordariales; Chaetomiaceae. The record is from RefSeq and is a predicted model, not a curated record. Gene Ontology annotation, cellular component: kinetochore. Gene Ontology annotation, biological process: kinetochore assembly. The transcript has 3 exons.